This is a messenger RNA of Neltuma alba, 438 nucleotides long. Its product is annotated as egg cell-secreted protein 1.3-like. Lineage: Eukaryota; Viridiplantae; Streptophyta; Magnoliopsida; Fabales; Fabaceae. Bases 1 to 438 code for a protein of 145 amino acids. Gene Ontology annotation, biological process: double fertilization forming a zygote and endosperm. The transcript has a single exon. The record is from RefSeq and is a predicted model, not a curated record.
AUGGCUUCCACCACCCACAAACUCUUCACUCUCACUCUCCUCCUUGCUGUUCUGUCUCUAGCUUGCCGUACUACUGUUGCGGCACGGUGGUCACCGCCACGGAACCACCAUGGUGAGAUGCUGGCGGCUCGGUUGAAAGUAGAUGGAGACGCUGCCGGCGGUGGGGAAUCCAACAAGUGCUGGGACUCGUUGUUUCAGCUACAAGCAUGCACCGGUGAGGUCAUAUCAUUCUUUCUGAACGGAGAAACUUACCUGGGUCCGGGCUGUUGCCGGGCAAUAAGGGUCGUCGGCCAUGACUGUUGGCCGGCGAUGCUCAGCUCACUAGGGUUUACUGUGGAAGAGGCUGAGGUACUGCUGGGAUAUUGUGACGAAGAUGAACAAGAUAUCAUACAUUCCCCUGCUUCUUCUUCACCACUUUUUAACAAUACAGCUCCUUAA